Molecule: messenger RNA, 584 nt
Organism: Colletotrichum godetiae
Lineage: Eukaryota; Fungi; Ascomycota; Sordariomycetes; Glomerellales; Glomerellaceae
Exons: 1
Coding region: 234-470 (78 amino acids)
Source: RefSeq, a predicted model, not a curated record
UGCGCCGCCUAUCAGUGGUCGCAGCGUCCGCAUCGAUCCGUUCGAGAAUCCCGGGGAUGCGUCCUAGGCUGCCAAUCCUAAGCACGCUUUGGGAGAGGAUGUCUGCGACGAUGACAUCGGGCACAAGAAGGUGGCAGCGACUCUAGAGUCUACGGCGAAGCGUGAUCGUGGUAGCCGCGCAUCUGGGCAGCGUUCUCGAUUGACGACCUAGUCCAUGGUGGUGCAAGACACGGAUGCACGACGGAGAUCUACUCAGCGGAAGUCUAGCUGUCAGAACAUUCUAUCUGGUACUUCUUCUCUUGUUGACGAGCAUCAGGUCAAGCCAUACAACCUCAAGGGGCCCAAUGCGUUGGCUCCCUCUACACCGCGUCCGACGCUCGUAUCACCACCGCACUCGACAUAUGUUCAUUCCAGUGAUGUCGAAGAGGACUCGGGUGUACGCUUCGCUCGCAGUCCGACCAUGUCUCUGAUCCUGUCUUGUACUGCCGUCAUCACCGAUGAUAUGCCGAUUCCCUGCUGCGUUGCUGUCAACAGAGCCAGCUUCCCAGCAGCUGACCCGGCCACCCUAGCUGACCAGACGGAGG